Molecule: messenger RNA, 1966 nt
Organism: Syngnathus acus (greater pipefish)
Lineage: Eukaryota; Metazoa; Chordata; Actinopteri; Syngnathiformes; Syngnathidae
Gene: cdc20
Product: cell division cycle 20 homolog
Exons: 11
Coding region: 250-1806 (518 amino acids)
Biological process (GO): positive regulation of ubiquitin protein ligase activity; anaphase-promoting complex-dependent catabolic process; positive regulation of anaphase-promoting complex-dependent catabolic process
Cellular component (GO): anaphase-promoting complex
Molecular function (GO): protein binding; ubiquitin ligase activator activity; anaphase-promoting complex binding
Source: RefSeq, a predicted model, not a curated record
AAAUGUUGUGGCGUCCUUUCAAAAAUUUCUAAUGAUACAACGAGGCUUAGUCAUCGGUUACUGCGCUUUCGAGUGUCCUUCAAUUUACGUGGUGCAGCGUGUGAGUAAAACUUGUUUUGUGGGGUGAGGCUAACGAGUUAGUUCUCCCCCCACUGUAUUCUAAGUCUUAGUUGACAUUAGCUAUUAAUCGAUCCCCUUUAAGGGCUGCGUUACCGUGCAAUAUUUAUCAGCCCAGGGAAAGCAUUGCAGAUGGCGCAUUUCGGGCUAGAAAACGACAUCGGCGACACGCUGAAGGUGGAUGUCCCCGUCACCAAUGGCCCGAUUGCCCGCUGGCAGAGGAAAGCCAGCUUGUCCAACGCAUUGUCGAGCGGUUUGUCCCCAGUGAAGUAUGCCAACACCUCCGUGAACACCACAAAGACGCCUGGUCGGACGCCAGGUAUUCCUCAUGUUACGGCGGAGUUCCUUUCCUGUGGUGCAGAUGUAACCCGAAUUGGCAGACGUAAAGCCACUCCAUCAAAGAUGAUGGGAGAGGACCGCUUCAUUCCCGUCCGUAAUGAAAAACAAAUGGAAGUGGCAAGUUUCCUGCUCUCGAAGGAGUUUCGACCCAAGGAAGAUGGCGUUUCAACAGCUUCAACGGAACAACAAAAGAUGUGGUCCAUGAUGCUGAAUGGAUGCAAUGUGGAAGAGGCCCGCAUCCUGCAAUUCAGCGGAAAGCCAACAGUCAACCCGGACGGCCAGCACAACUCCUUGAAGUCCGUCUACAGUCACACUGUAACGCCCAUGUCCAACAAAAAGACGCGGUACAUAGCUUCAACCUCCGAGAAAAUCUUAGACGCGCCCGACGUUCGGGAUGAUUUUUAUCUGAAUCUGCUGGACUGGAACAGCAGCAACAUUAUGGCGGUGGGUCUCAGUGACUGUGUCUACCUGUGGGACGCCACUCAGGGGAAUAUCACUCACCUCUUGACCUUGGACAAUGAGGCCGACUACAUCACCUCCCUGUCGUGGGCCAAGGAGGGCAGCUACCUGGCAGUUGGCACCAGCGACUGUGCAGUCCAAGUGUGGGACGUGUCGCAAGAGAAAUGUCUUCGAAGCAUGAACAGCCACUCUGCACGAGUGUGCAGCCUGAGUUGGAACGGCCACAUCUUGUCCAGCGGCAGCCACUCGGGUCAGAUUCACCACCAUGACGUGAGGGUGGCGGAGCACCACAUCUUCACACUGCGGGGCCACUCCCAGGAGGUAUGCGGCCUGCAGUGGUCGCCAGACGGCCGCUACCUGGCCAGCGGCGGCAACGACAACCUGGUGUGCAUCUGGCCCCACGUGGGCCAGGGCCGCACCAACGUAACCCAGCCGCUGCGCACGCUCAGUCUCCACAAGGGGGCGGUCAAGGCUUUAGCUUGGUGUCCAUGGCAAUCCAGCAUCCUGGCCUCAGGCGGCGGCACCUCAGACUGUCACAUCCGUGUGUGGAACGUUAACAGCGGCUCUUGCCUCAGCUCACUCGACACUCAAUCCCAGGUGUCUGCACUUGUGUUUGUUCCCAACUACAAGGAGCUAGUCUCUGCACACGGUUUCACCCGCCAUAAUUUGGUCAUCUGGAAGUACCCGUCCAUGGCGAAAGUCACAGAGCUCAACGGGCACAGCGAGCGAGUCCUCAACAUGGCCAUUAGUCCAGAUGGCUCCGUGGUGGCCAGCCUGGCGGCGGACGAGACCAUUCGCCUGUGGAAGAGCUUUGAGGUGGACCCCAAGCAAAAAGCCAAAGACAAGACACCUCUUUCCCUGAAUUCCGCCUUCACUCGAGCCAUCAGAUAAUUCGAUUAGACUUCUGCAAGGCACUCCUGUUAUAAUCUAUUUUUAGUUUGUGCAUUGCCUACAUUGUACACAGCAUAUGUUUCAAUCUUCUUCUCAAUCUUUGAGACUGUUUUGCAUAAUUGUUAUACAGUGCAACGUUUUAAUAAAUGAGUUUUGCAUC